AUGAUGGACUCGGAUCUCACCCUCGGCCUCGUCAGGCUCGUAAUUCUCCUUCUCGGAGUGUAUGCUCUUUCCGCGUCCCUGUAUGGCUCGAUUUUCCCGAAGCGGCCGCCGUCCAAGGACGUGGAGACGACGAGCGAACCGCCCACGAUAGCAUCGCGGAUACCCUAUCUUGGCCAUGUCUUUGGCGUCAUGAGGACUGAUUUCCAAGAAUACUUUGGCCGACUCUCAGUGAGCCAGCUUACACCGGUAUCUGUGGCGCAGCUCGCCACGCAGCGAAUCUAUGUCGUGGACGCGUCCAAUACGGAAAUGACCAAGCUCUUUGCCCGCACACCGGGCCUGAGCCUCACGGCCGCGUUCUGGGUCGGCUUCGGCGGCUACCUGCGCUUCAACAAGGCCAGCGAGGAGAGCAUGAUGACGCCCGACAAGCACCCGUUCAAGAAGGAGCUGUCGCGGCUCCUCCGCGACGAGCUCAUGACGAUGGAAAAGGUGCAGGCGGCCGGUGCGCACGUGCAAAAGAAGAUGGAUGAGGCGUGGCAGCGGACGGUGCCGGAUGAGGCGAAUACCGUCCGGCUCGCGGAGUGGGUGUCGGACGGCAUCGCCAUGUCGGUCGGCUCGGUCAUCUGGGGAGACAAGGGACCGUACGACGACCCCAAGUUUAGACAAAGCCUCAGAACCAUGCUCUGCGGACUGCGUAGCCUAUACCACCCGCUUACGCUCUUUCUGCCCUCCUCGUUCCGCCGUGCGCGGGACUACGUACGGGCCGGGCUGAGCACGCUCGAUGCGCCGCAGAGCCACGCCGAGGAGGCGCAAGACGCCUUCAUCGGCAAGGUCAAGAUUCUGCUCACAAAGUACCGGAUCCCGCGCGCGGGCUGGAACGACUUUUCCUUCUCCCUCAUCAUGGGCGUGUUCCCCAACCUCAUCAACAUCACCACCUGGGCGCUGUGGCACCUCGUCGCCGACGCCGCGCUGCUGGCGGCCGUGCGCGGCGAGCUCGCCGGCCUCGUCUCGCACGCGGAGCCGCCAGGUCCCGGGCCGCGCAACACCGUCGUCGUCGACAUCAGCCGCGUGCGCGACGCCUGCCCGCUGCUCAUGUCCUUUUGGUACGAGCUGCUGCGGGUGUACGCGGCCAACUCCAACAUCACGCGGCUGGUCACGCGCGACGCCGUCUUCGCGGCGGCCGGGCUGUCGCUGCGGCGCCACGCGCUCGUCGUGGCCCCGAUGCGGCCGCACCAGCACAGCUGCCGCAGCUGGGGCGCCGACGCCGACGUCGUGCGCGCGGACCGCUUCCUCGGCGCCGACGGCACGGUGGACGCAGGCCGCGUCCGGCAGCUCAUGGCGUUUGGGCUGCCGACGGUGCUCAUGUGUCCCGGGCGCUACGUCGUGUUCAACGUGGUCAUGCUCCACGUGGUCAGGACGCUGCUGACGUUUGACAUGGCGCUGGCGCCGGGGGAGACGCUGAAUGGAGGACGGGGGGUCUGCGGGCCGCGGAAGAGCAUGGUGGCUGGGGUGCCGGAGCCGCGUCAUGAUCCGGAGCUGGUUCUGACGCGGCGCGCUGGUGUAGAGUCGGUGCAUGUGACGUUUGAGAACCAGAAGCCUGGGUGGUAG
This is a messenger RNA of Cordyceps militaris CM01, 1605 nucleotides long. Its product is annotated as Cytochrome P450. Gene Ontology annotation, molecular function: heme binding; oxidoreductase activity, acting on paired donors, with incorporation or reduction of molecular oxygen; monooxygenase activity. The transcript has 3 exons. Lineage: Eukaryota; Fungi; Ascomycota; Sordariomycetes; Hypocreales; Cordycipitaceae. The record is from RefSeq and is a predicted model, not a curated record. Bases 1 to 1605 code for a protein of 534 amino acids.